Messenger RNA from Symbiodinium necroappetens, 723 nucleotides. The record is from the annotation of a GenBank genome assembly. Lineage: Eukaryota; Dinophyceae; Suessiales; Symbiodiniaceae.
AUGCAGGUGCUCGGAAUGCAAGGAGCGAGGAGCGUGGUACGAGGCCUCGCCAGUGCUGCUCGCCCGCCCAAGUCGCCGCACCUUCACAAGCGCCCCAGCGCUCCAGGCACCGUUGCCGUGUCCCCCGCGCCGGCUCCGCCCAGAUCGCCACCUCCAGCUCCGGGCCCUCCGGGUGCGCCUCCUACGCCGGGUACCCCUGCCGUGGCAGAGGCUCCACCAAAGGACGUGGAAACUCUGCAGCCGCAGAAGACGGAGAAGACGGAGACGGAGCCGCAGCGGUAUGGGCCCUUGGACGUGAAUCUAAAGCCUCGAGACCAGCUUCGCCCUCUGUUGCCGACUUGGAAUCCACCUCCCACUCGGCGGCCCGAGCCCGACGAGCUCGAGGUGAGCACUCGGCUGCGGUUCCUCUUCGAGGAGCGCUGGUGGGCGGCCACUGUCCGGGAGGCCUACGAAACGGAGCUGCGCGUGGGCUUCGACGGUUGGCCCAGCCGCCACGACCAGAUCGUCCCUCGCAACAGCGGCCGGCUCUACCUUCACGAGUCCGUGCACCCAGACUACGAGGCGCCCCCAGCGCCGCAGCGCUUCCAGCGGCCCACGGCCACGGAUGCUGAGGGAAAUCCGCUUCCGGCGCUGCCCCGGGCACCGAAGCCCAAGGUCUAUGACCCCGAGAAGGAGCGCAUGAAGCGGGCUUUGAGACCGCCGCUGCCCUUCAAUCCGGAGAAG